UUCAUAGAUCCCCAUGGAAGAAGUGAAGGUAUAUGGAGUUUGGGCAAGCCCUUACAGUCAGAAGGUGAUAUGGGCUCUAAAACUGAAGGGUGUUAAAUUUGACUACAUUGAAGAAGACCUCCAUAACAAGAGCCAGAAGCUUUUGCAAUACAACCCAGUUUACAAGAAGAUUCCUGUGCUUGUCCAUGGUGAAAAACCAGUGGCUGAGUCCGUCGUGAUCCUCGACUACAUCGAAGAAACAUGGCCCGAGAAUCCAUUGCUACCCAAAGAUGCUUAUGAGAGGGCCGUGGCUCGGUUUUGGAUUCAAUUUGGCCAAGAAAAGAGUCCUACCUUUCACGCAUUCUUUCGAACAGCUGGUGAGCAACAAGAAAAGGCAGUAAAAGAAGCACUGGAAGUUCUGAAAAUCCUGGAAGAGAAAGGCCUGGGGGACAAGAAGUUUUUUGGUGGCAACAACAUUGGAUUGGUGGAUAUAUCAUUUGGUUGGCUUGCUCACUGGCUUGAAGGCAUGGAAGAAGUUGUGGGCAUAAAACUAAUGGAACCCAGUACUCUACCUCGUCUGCAUAAGUGGAUCAAGAAUUUUAAAGAAGUUCCUGUCAUCCAAGAAAAUCUUCCUGAUCCUGAAAAACUGUUGGCAUAUUUUAAAGUCCUUAGAGAAAAGUUUGUCAGAGACCUACCAAGCAACGAUCAGUAGUAACCGUUUCAGCCUUUUAUCUACUUUAGUAUUUUUUAGUGUCAAAAAAU
Messenger RNA from Ilex paraguariensis (yerba mate), 741 nucleotides. The record is from the annotation of a GenBank genome assembly. Lineage: Eukaryota; Viridiplantae; Streptophyta; Magnoliopsida; Aquifoliales; Aquifoliaceae.